AAUCAGAAAAAAGCCGCCGGCGGGCGCCGCGGGCGCGGCCCGGCGGGGCGCAGCACUUUCGGUUCCUGUUGCGCGUGGGGCCGCGGCACGUGGCGGGGGCGGCCCCGGGAGCGGAGCGGAGCGGAGCGGGCCCGGCCGGAGCAGCCCCGAGGAGCCUGAUGCCAUGGCUGACAAAGAGCCGAGCGCCCAAGCUGCCAGGAAGGGAAGUUCCUCGCCCAGCGGCUCCCGGGGCAGCACCACGGAGCCCAGCACGCUGCUGCAGAAGCUGCGGAGCACCAUCUCCAAAUCCGUGCAGAACAAAGUCGACUCCAUCCUGCAAGAUGUCCAGAAGUUUUCAGACAACGACAAACUCUACCUCUACCUCCAGCUGCCGUCCGGGCCCAGCCUGGGGGAGAAAAGCAGUAGCCUGGACCUGAGCUCACUGAGCAUGGCCGAGUACAUGCACGCGUGCAACUGGAUCCGGAACCACCUGGAGGAGCACACAGACACCUGCCUGCCCAAGCAGGACGUCUACGAUGCCUACAAGCAAUACUGCGAUAACCUCUGCUGCCACGCUCUGAGCACCGCCAAUUUUGGGAAGAUCAUCCGGGAGAUCUUCCCAAAUAUCAAAGCCAGAAGGCUGGGAGGCCGAGGACAAUCAAAGUACUGCUACAGCGGGAUCCGGAGGAAGACGGUGGUCAGCCUGCCGCCCCUGCCCAGCCUGGAUCUCAAAGUUACGGAGACUUCGGAGCUGACGGACCUGGUGCAGUCCUACAACAGCGAGGUGAUGGAGGCAGCCUGUGCCCUGACCUGCGACUGGGCUGAGAAGAUCCUCAAGCGCUCCUUCAACAACAUCGUGGAGGUGGCCCAGUUCCUCAUCCAGCAGCACAUCAUCAGCUCGCGCUCGGCCCGGGCUGACCUGGUCAUGGCCAUGGUGGUCUCAGAGAGCACAGAGAAGCUCCACCGCGAUGGUCGGUCCCCGCUGGCAGCCAAGAAGAAUGGCCUGGAAGCUUCAGAGAGCAGCGACAGGAGCCAGGGGCAGAGCAAGAAGGAGAGCAGCCCCAAGGCCUCUGUCCCACCACGGCCCGAGAAGAAGAAGCUUCCAGAGCCCCCCCGGCCGGCGAGCAGCCCCCAGGUGAACGCCCUGGUCGCCCGCCUGCCCCUGCUCCUGCCCCGCAUCCAGCCCAGGGAGAGACUGGUGGCGCCCGGGGCCACGGCUGUGCGCUCCUCCCCGCCCGUGCUGGCCCCCAAGCUCACGGCUGCCCCCCUGGGGGGCACCGUCAAGGUGGCCCUGCCGCUGCCGGUGGGCACGGCGUCCCCGUCGCUGCCUCUGGGGCUGGCCCCGGGGGCGAACGGAGCAGGGGGGCUGCUGAGCCAGCAGGCGGCCGUGCCCGUCCUCAACAUGCUGCUGCCCGGCGUGGGCGUCCCCGGGGCCGAGAGCCCCGCCAACCCCCGCAGCGCGGGGAGCGACGGCCCCAGCCCGCAGGACUCGCAGCGCCCCAAGGCCACCAAGCGGCCCCCGGAGCCCCCGGGGGCUGCCGCCGCCGCCACGCCACAGAAGCGGAAACGGGGGCGGCCACGCAAGAGGCCGGAGGACGGAGGCGCGGGGUCCCCGGCGGAGCAGGAGCAGGCGCAGGGGGGCCCGGGGGACGCGGAGGAGAAGCUUGGCAGAGGGGCGGCCGCGGGGACCGGCAGCGCUGACAGCUCGCCCGGCGGUGCCGCCGCCACCGGGGGCCGGCUCGGGGCCAGCCCGGUCACCCAGGUGAGCGUCAUCCAGGAGGGCAGGAGCGGCGCCCAGCUCCCCGCCGGGGCCUGCGGCCACGGGAUGGAGGAGGAGGAGGACGACGAGGAGGAGGAGGAGGAGGAGGAAGCGCCGCCGAGCGCGGGCGAAGCCGGUCCCCCCCGGGGGGACACCGGGGCUGACGAGGGGGCCCCCCCGCCGCGCGGUGACGGACACAGGGCGGGGGCAGCCCCCGCCGACACGGCCCGGUGCGGCCCCGUGCUCCCGGGGGGCUCCCCGGGGGGGGCCGAGCUCUGCGCGCCCCCCAACACCUAGGGCCGGGGCCGGGUCCCCCCGCCCGCCUCCCCCCGCCAUUAAAAGCCGUGCACAGCC
This is a messenger RNA of Cygnus olor (mute swan), 2092 nucleotides long. It is a transcript of the gene RFX5, whose product is annotated as regulatory factor X5. Lineage: Eukaryota; Metazoa; Chordata; Aves; Anseriformes; Anatidae. The record is from RefSeq and is a predicted model, not a curated record. The transcript has 10 exons. Gene Ontology annotation, biological process: regulation of transcription by RNA polymerase II. Gene Ontology annotation, molecular function: DNA-binding transcription factor activity, RNA polymerase II-specific; RNA polymerase II cis-regulatory region sequence-specific DNA binding. The coding region runs from base 164 to 2035 and encodes 623 amino acids.